Molecule: messenger RNA, 2410 nt
Organism: Peromyscus maniculatus bairdii (prairie deer mouse)
Lineage: Eukaryota; Metazoa; Chordata; Mammalia; Rodentia; Cricetidae
Source: RefSeq, a predicted model, not a curated record
CCUCGGCUCGGCGGUCCGCCCAGCCUCCCCCAACUCCUCUGGCCUCUCCUGCAGCCCCCUCCCCUUUAUCCGCCCACGACCAGAGGUGGGCAGUCGCCCCCCCUUCCGCCCCCCCCUCCGCAAGCCCGCGCGCGCGCGCGCACACACACACACAUAGGCACACACACACACACACACACACACACACACACACACACACGCACACGCGCGCGCGCGCACACACACUCAUCGCUCUUGAAUCCUGGGCAGGAACUCUGAAAACUUCCAACCCCGGCAGCACGCACGGGGUGCAGAACUCAGAGGCCAGCAGCUUGUUUCCCCCCACGACACUGCAGGGCCGCCGCCGCCGCCGCCGCCGCCGCCUGCCCCCGCCACCCGAGGAGGCGUGGUGCCACCCACUGCUCUCAGUUCCUUGCUAGAGUUGAGCUGUGCGCCCUACCCUGAUCCGGGCAGAACCUUCCCAUCCUUUCCCUGCUUUCUGACGGCACAAGAGUCAGUCUCUCGGUCUCUGCCCCUCUCUGUGUGUCUCGGUCUCCCAAUCUCGCUCUCCCUCCAAUCUCUCUCUCUCUCUCUCUCUCUCUCUCUCUCUCUCUCUCUCUCUCUCUCUCUCUCUCUCUCUCUCUCUCUCUCUCUCUCCACUCUCUCUCUCUGUAGGGUGGGGGAGAGGAGGAGGAAUUCUUUCCCCGCCUAACGUUGCAAGGGACACAAUUCACUCCAAGUCUCCCUUUCCAAGCCGCUGCCAAACGUUCCCAGUGCCCGCAGCUCCCGAUCCUCAGAGGAGAGAGGAGCCCUCUCUCCACCUUCAAUUCUCCCUCUCCCUCGCUGCUUCCCGCCUCCUCUCGCUACCUCCACCUCCACCUCCACCUCCGCCACCCACCGCCCGCAGCGCCUCCUCCUCCUCCUCUUCUCCUCCUCCUCCUCUCCUCCUCCUCCCCUCUCUCUCUUUUUGGCAGCCGCUGGACGUCCGGUGUUGAUGGUGGCAGCGGCGGCAGCCUAAGCAGCAGCAGCCCUCGGCGCGCGCCAGCUCCGCCAGCUCUCGUCGCCCCUGCCUUCUCCAGCCUUCUUCAUUCCCGUGCUGGGCGGAUCCGGGGCGGCGGAGGGCGAGCGGCUGCAAGCGGCGGUAGCGGCGGAGGCAGCGGUAACGGCGGCGGGAGGCAAGGAUGAGCGCACGCGGUGAAGGCGCCGGGCAGCCGUCCACUUCAGCCCAGGGACAACCUGCCGCCCCGGCGCCGCAGAAGCGAGGACGCGGCCGACCCAGGAAGCAGCAGCAAGAGCCAACCUGUGAGCCCUCUCCUAAGAGACCCAGGGGAAGACCGAAAGGCAGCAAAAACAAGAGUCCUUCCAAAGCAGCUCAGAAGAAAGCAGAGGCCAUUGGAGAAAAACGGCCAAGAGGCAGACCUAGGAAAUGGGGACAAUGGUGCCAGGCGCAUUACCCACGGUCUCUGGAAUGUCUUUUCCAGUGACGUCUCCACCGUCAAGGACGGACGCUGUUUCUCAAGAAGGUGGCAGGCGUUGUCUGGCCCCAGCCUGUCUAUGUUACUCCUCCUCCUCCCCUAAAGCUCUUCCCUGGUCUGUUCCUGCUCCCCCCACCUUUGAACGUUUCUCUCUUACUCUUUUGGGGUGAAUUUUCCCUCUUCCUUUCCUGUUCCUUUCUCCUCAAGUUCCGCAUCACUUUCUAUUUAUACUUCGCUAUUGCCUUUCAUUUAAUGUAUUCAUCUUGUAUUUUUCCCCCCUCUCCGCUCCACAUGUGUUAGGAUUAGAUUUCUUAGCACAAGGAAAUGGGGAUGAUCUUUAGAUUAAAAACAUCUUAGUGUUGUACUGGAACCUUAAAGGAAAGGCAUUUUAUGGAGCCCUGUUUUCCAAUAAAUGAAUUCUCUCCCAACCUUAUCUACAUUUCCAUCCUCCAAUCUAUGCCCCAUUACAAAGGGAUCACACUGCCCCCAGGCCCUCCUCUUCCUUCCACAAAUGCUCAGGACUUUGAAAAAAAAAAAAAGAAAGAAAGAAAAAUUUUGCACUCCACUUUGGAAACAACCCCCACCUCUAUGCCUACCUCCUGGAACAUGUAAAGUAUUUUUUUCCCACUUUCAUUCACAGUAAGCCUUCGAAUAUCUGAGGACAAUUAAUUAUCUCCAACCCUUUCACCCCUACUUUAUCCUGCAUAAAGGAACAUUCUUGUUACUUGCUUCUGAGUACAUUUUUUUUUUUUUUAAUUUUUCUGAAAUGUGUUCCGCAGAGCUAAGGAUCAUAUUCCAGGUGUGGGUUCUGCAAACAGUGGGUUUAUUCUCUCUCUUGUACAUAUGGUUGUCGAUUGCUGCUUAAUCAAUUUUCUGGGACUACACCGAUAUGAAUAAACAACUAUUUCAUUACGCUUACCUGUUCUUUGGGUCAUGAGUAUGGACAGGGCAGAGCA